Messenger RNA from Drosophila takahashii, 1304 nucleotides. Lineage: Eukaryota; Metazoa; Arthropoda; Insecta; Diptera; Drosophilidae. The record is from RefSeq and is a predicted model, not a curated record.
ACUGGGAGCCGAACCGGUUAAAAACCAUGUAGGCUAAGCUUGCGCCUUUGUAAUUUAGUACCGAAUAAAAAGUGAAACCGAACAGAAGUGAAGAAACCAACCCCCGUCUUUUUUUGGAAUUCAGUUUUCUUUGGGAGACCACACAUUUGGAGUUACCUUUGGCAAGGACCCGCCCCAACAUUUGGUCCUUCGAGCCGGAUAUAUUUUCAUCGUUCUCCAGCUAAACUGUUCACGAUGGCGCCAACCACGAUCCAGCACGCUCGGCCACGCAUAACCAACGGGUACAGGUGCCGCGUUUGCCGAGGGGUGCACGCACUGAGGAAGUGCCAACGGUUCCUCCGGCUCCCGGCGGUGAAGCGGCUCCGCGCGGUCCUGAUCAACCAGUACUGUGCGAACUGCCUUGCUCACGAGCAUUCCGGACAAUCCUGCCGCAGUAAGGCCAAGUGCCACGUAUGCAGUGGGAAUCACCACACCCUCUUGCACUUCCAAGAGUCCACAACGCCACGCUCGUCACGACCCCAAGGCCGACAGCAGUCACGACCCCAAGGACAACAGCAGCAGAGAGCGGCGUCGACGACGUCGGUGCGCUCAUCAUCGCCGAAGGUGGUCUCCCCGACUCGAAGCCCUGCUACGGGCCCAUCGUGCGCCGCUAUCCUGCAGCGCACGAGUGUGAGCAUCUUGCCAACUGCAUCCAUUUUGGUGGGGUCUGAGGAGAAACGGUUUGACGUCCGAGCUUUGGUGGAUCCUUGCUGCCCCGUGAGUCGCAUUCACGCAUCUUUGGCAAAGGCUCUCAACCUUUCCGUCACCCGCGUAGGCGAUGAGCGGGUGUGCACCACCGAAAUCCGCUCAAAGUCGUCAAAAAUGACCCGACAGCUGCUAAUGCUGGUUGAUGACCAGAUGCAGACCCGAACUCCGGCCAAGCCCCUGGAUCCGAAGGUCCGGGAUGGCUUUCAAGACAUCACUUUGGCUGACGACAGAUGGUUCCACCCUUCCCUAGUGUCUGCUGUUUUGGGAGCCGACGUGUACGCGGAAUUAAUUCUGCCACGUAUCCGCCCGAGUCAAAACGGACUGCCCAUGGCGCAAAGUUCAGCCUUGGGCUGGCUCCUUUCGGGCACUUGCUCCCUGGCUUGAUUCGCCACUCUCCCCAUUGCGAGGGGGGGAGAAUGUUCAUGUCGAACGAGGUUCGCAUCGCUGGUUCGGCAUCACUGGGAGCCGAACCGGUUAAAAACCAUGUAGGCUAAGCUUGCGCCUUUGUAAUUUAGUACCGAAUAAAAAGUGAAACCGAACAGAAGUGAAGAAACCAA